Messenger RNA from Lactuca virosa, 1101 nucleotides. The record is from the annotation of a GenBank genome assembly. NCBI's taxonomy places the organism in Eukaryota, Viridiplantae, Streptophyta, Magnoliopsida, Asterales, Asteraceae.
UUCUCACUUCGGCUGUUUAUAUUUCCCUCCCAGAAUUUGAAAAUAAUAACAGAGUUUCCCUCUUUCUCUCUCCAGCACCCUCUGUGAGUCUACAGUUUGCAUCUCAAUUCGAAAAUGCAAGCGUUCAAAUCCGAAGAAAUCAGUCAAUUGCAGAUCGUGGAACGUGAAGAGCUCGAGGAUGAAGAAGAUCUAUUUGAAGCCAUUGAUAAGCUGACUUCUCAUGGAAUUAAUGCGGGAGAUGUUAAGAAGCUUCAGGACGCUGGAAUAUAUACAUGCAACGGCUUGAUGAUGCACACAAAGAAGAACUUGACUGGUAUAAAAGGUCUAUCGGAGGCUAAAGUUGAUAAAAUAUGUGAAGCUGCCGAGAAGAUAGUGAAUUUUGGCUAUAUCACUGGAAGUGAUGCUCUGCUCAGAAGGAAGGCUGUUGUACGUAUCACUACUGGAAGUCAAGCUCUUGAUGAACUGUUAGGAGGUGGUAUUGAAACUCUACAAAUUACCGAAGCUUUUGGGGAGUUUAGGUCUGGAAAAACACAGCUGGCUCAUACUCUCUGUGUUUCAACACAGCUUCCAACCAAUAUGAAAGGAGGGAAUGGGAAGGUUGCUUAUAUAGAUACUGAGGGAACUUUCCGACCUGAUCGUAUAGUUCCAAUUGCUGAAAGGUUUGGCAUGGAUGCUGGAGCUGUACUUGAUAAUAUAAUAUAUGCACGUGCCUACACAUAUGAGCAUCAGUACAACCUACUCCUUGGUUUGGCAGCAAAGAUGUCAGAAGAGCCUUUCAGACUUCUGAUUGUUGAUUCAGUCAUUGCUCUCUUCCGAGUAGACUUCACUGGAAGAGGAGAACUUGCAGAACGCCAGCAAAAGUUGGCUCAGAUGCUCUCCCGAUUAACAAAGAUUGCUGAAGAGUUUAAUGUAGCAGUGUAUAUGACAAACCAAGUGAUAGCUGAUCCAGGUGGUGGGGUGUUCAUAUCUGAUCCAAAGAAACCAGCAGGGGGACAUGUUCUUGCUCAUGCAGCCACUGUGAGAUUGAUGUUUAGGAAGGGAAAAGGUGAACAGCGUGUCUGCAAGAUAACAGCAGGAGGAAUUGCAGAUGCGAAGGAUUAA